This is a messenger RNA of Acanthosepion pharaonis, 813 nucleotides long. The record is from the annotation of a GenBank genome assembly. Lineage: Eukaryota; Metazoa; Mollusca; Cephalopoda; Sepiida; Sepiidae.
AUGCCUAUUCAAACACAUUUGUCUUUCUUCACAUUUGUCUUUCUUCACAUUUGUCUUUCUUCACAUUUGUCUUUCUUCACAUUUGUCUUUCUUCACAUUUGUCUUUCUUCACAUUUGUCUUUCUUCACAUUUGUCUUUCUUCACAUUUGUCUUUCUUCACAUUUGUCUUUCUUCACAUUUGUCUUUCUUCACAUUUGUCUUUCUUCACAUUUGUCUUUCUUCACAUUUGUCUUUCUUCACAUUUGUCUUUCUUCACAUUUGUCUUUCUUCACAUUCACAUUUGUUUUCUUCACAUUUGUCUUUCUUCACAUUUGUCUUUCUUCACAUUUGUCUUUCUUCACAUUUGUCUUUCUUCACAUUUCUUCAUUUGUCUUUCUUCACAUUUGUCUUUCUUCACAUUUGUCUUUCUUCACAUUUGUCUUUCUUCACAUUUGUCUUUCUUCACAUUUGUCUUUCUUCACAUUUGUCUUUCUUCACAUUUGUCUUUCUUCACAUUUGUCUUUCUUCACAUUUGUCUUUCUUCAACACCCACAGUUCCCAACUGUGACAUUCAUCAAUGAUCAGCGUAUUCCUGAACAAGAAUAUGUGACACUUGAAGAACAUGAUUCCAUACGUCUUGGUUAUGCUCCACUGCUGUACCACAUAGAACAGAUGGAUAAAGGUUCCCCAGAUAUUGAAGAUGAUCUCAAUCCUUCUGCCAAUUGUAGAGGAGACAUGAGUGGCAAUGAUGCAGCCAGUUGCUGUCAACCAGAUUUUUUUUACAAAAUAACGUCAGUGUCCAUCCUGGUCCAUUCUUUGCUCUUGUCUAUCUAG